UAUGAUAUACUGUAACAGGACAUGUAUUGCUGCUACACAACAUUAGUUAGAUUUCUGCUCUUGUUUUCUACAUUAUAACGGAUAAAAUGGAUAAUGAACUAAAUGUAACAUAUAUAUCUUUUGAUGGGCAUGUAGAAUUGCAGAAAUACAAGUUUCUGUACUUCGUGGCUACAUUUACGAUAUAUUUUCUAAUAAUUUGUGGCAACUCUACAAUCUUGGUUCUCAUCUGGAUCAAAAAAAGCCUCCAUGAGCCUAUGUACAUUUUCAUCGCAGCUUUACUCUGCAAUGCACUUCUGUUUAGCACCAAUGUUUAUCCAAAACUUCUGAUUGACCUUUUAUCUGACUUACAGGUUACAACUUUCUCAUCGUGUAGAUUACAGGCUUUCAUUUAUUACUCUUUAAGUGGCUCAGAGUUUCUCCUUUUGGCAGUCAUGGCCUAUGACAGGUAUGUCUCUAUCUGUAAGCCUCUGCAAUAUCAGACAGUCAUGAGAAAAACAACCGUGACUACUUUGUUGGUUUUAGCUUGGGUUUUACCAUCCGGUCAGCUUAUACCGUCCCUUAUACUAGGUAACAGUUUUAAACUCUGCAGUCAUACUUUGAAGGGAAUUUUCUGCAAUAAUGCUGUUACCAAGCUUUACUGUAUGGGCUCCGCUGGACCUUAUAUUAUAUAUGGUGUGUUUAUUUUAAUUAAUACUGUCUUUGUUCCUUUGGUGUUCAUCCUUUUUACCUAUAGUAAAAUACUUAUAAUAUCCUAUAGAAGGGGCUCAAAUGUCAGGAAAAAAGCUGUGCAGACAUGUGCUCCACACCUGCUGGUUUUGAUCAGUUUUUCAUGUUUGUGUUCUUAUGAUGUUAUAAUAGCCAGAUUGGAAAUUGAUUUACCCAAAACAGCACGCUCAAUAAUGAGUUUACAGCUGGUUUUGUAUCCUCCUCUUUUUAAUCCAAUAAUCUAUGGUCUAAAGAUGACAGAAAUUCAUAAACACCUGGUAAGGUUUUUCAGUAGAGCUAGAUUCUGCCUUUUUAUUACACUAACAGGUAAAUGGAAAUUAGGUUAUGAUACAAAAACUAGAUAAAUAAUUCAGACUGGAGAUACACUUGUACAUUUUUUCUGCUUUCAGCAUAUAACUUUGAGGAUAAAAUGUUUGCUUAAUGUUUUAUAGAUCAAAUCCAAUCCAUAUCCAAUGUUUUAUAAUUUAUUUUCUUGAAUGGUGUAUAUUUUGUUGCUGUAGAAUGUGGAUAUUGCUUCUAAAUCAAUAAAGUGUACCUUUUUAUUAUAGUCAUAAGUUUCAUUUGAUAGAUUAAUGUCAUCAGUAAAUAGCCUAGAGUGAUUUAAGAUCAAAUGUAUUGCCAGCAUCUAAAAACUACAAAAAUGUUAGUGUGAUUAAAUAUGAGAGAUUGAUGACUUUUUUUUUUAUCAACGGCUGGCAUUUGCAUUUAGAUUUCAUGUAACAUAACCUCUUUGUUAAAUUAUAAGACAUUUUCAAGAGUCCCUUUUACAACAAUUGUUUUUAAUGGUAAAAACACCAUGACUCUAAAAUGCUUGCUAUCCUUCUUUGAGAAUGUUUUCAUAUACCAUAAGAAAACCAAUCAUGUCCUGGUUCUUAUCCACUGAGCAUGCCUUGCUCCUGUUUUUGCUCAGUGGAGGGAGAUAGUUUAAAGUUCUGUAGACUUCCUGAUACCAUGUCUUGUUCUGCCUCUGCAUCUGGGACACUCUGGGCGGCUCCCGCCGCAUCUCGUAGGCAGUCCAUUGGCUGCCUUACUUAAGAGAAUGGAGUGAUUAUUUAAACCACAGUGCCAGUAAUGGUCGUUGCCCAGCCUCUCCCACCAGCCGCUGCAGAUCCACAGCCCUGCGCUUCUGUUCCAUUCUGUCUUAUUUUAAUAAACAUUUUGAAUCUU
Molecule: messenger RNA, 1893 nt
Organism: Cyprinodon tularosa
Lineage: Eukaryota; Metazoa; Chordata; Actinopteri; Cyprinodontiformes; Cyprinodontidae
Product: olfactory receptor 142-like
Exons: 2
Coding region: 87-1070 (327 amino acids)
Biological process (GO): G protein-coupled receptor signaling pathway
Cellular component (GO): membrane
Molecular function (GO): G protein-coupled receptor activity; olfactory receptor activity
Source: RefSeq, a predicted model, not a curated record